Ipomoea nil (Japanese morning glory) is the source of this 666-nucleotide messenger RNA. RefSeq lists its product as uncharacterized. Lineage: Eukaryota; Viridiplantae; Streptophyta; Magnoliopsida; Solanales; Convolvulaceae. The transcript has a single exon. Bases 1 to 666 code for a protein of 221 amino acids. The record is from RefSeq and is a predicted model, not a curated record.
AUGACAUGCAUUUACGGUAUCCCCGAACGUGGCAGGCGGGAGGAGACAUGGGAUUUACUUGGUACUCUCAAAACUAGAUCCUUGUUGCCCUGGGUGGUGAUAGGGGAUUUUAAUAAUCUACUAUACCAGCAUGAGAAGAAGGGGGGAAAUCCGUAUCCUAAUAGUCUGUUAAGGGGUUUCGGAGAUGCUGUGGAUGACUGUGGUUUGGUGCAAAUGCCAAUGAGGGGCCAUCAGUAUACGUGGCAGAAGGGAAAGGGGACGCCGAAUUGGAUAGAGGAAAGAUUGGACAAUGCAUUAAUAACGAAUGAUUGGGGUCUACUUAAUGAGAAUGCAUGGCUGGAGAAUAUUCGAACCCGGGCCUCGGAUCAUUCGAUCAUAUUCCUCAGUAUUAAUGCGUUUUGCAUGCCGAGGAGAAGGGGGCCGCAGAAGUUCAGAUUUGAAAUGGCUUGGCUAUUAGAUGAGGGGUGCAAAGAAGUAGUAGAAACGGCCUGGCAAGAAGGGAGAACGGAGGGUUUGCUGCAUUGCCAGCAGUUGUGUGGAGAAAAGUUGAUGCAGUGGGGUGGAGAUCAGUUUCAUAGAUUCGGAAAACGAAUUAACCACCUGCAGCGGAGGCAAGAUGCCAUACGGAAUAGACGAGAUAUGGUAGCGUUAGCUGAGUACCAAUAG